This is a messenger RNA of Prunus avium (sweet cherry), 1027 nucleotides long. The record is from RefSeq and is a predicted model, not a curated record. Lineage: Eukaryota; Viridiplantae; Streptophyta; Magnoliopsida; Rosales; Rosaceae.
AAAAGGGGAAGGGUAAGUUGGUUCAGAGCAUUUGAUAGGAGCAAAAAUGCACUCUUGCCGCGCCUUAGAUCCAGUAGGCAUAGGCACACCAUGUUCGUUUCCGUGCCAGGUAGGACACCUACUUCGACCGUCUUCUACCUUUAGACUUGGUCUUCUUCUUCUCACUCCCAAAUCAAUCUCAGACAUUACCUCCUACUCUCUCUUCGCUGGCACACUCAGAUACCCACUAACAACAACCACCACCAAGCAUCGGAGUCCUUGCCGCCAAGUGACGUCAGCUCCCACUAUGCUUCCUCAAAACCCGGUCGUCGCUGAUAUUUGCGCCACCUUCAUUGCCGGUGGUGUUGCUCUGUUCUUCCUUCUGUUGUGGGAAGAGACCGCCAAACGUGGGGUCUUCGACCAGGGGGCCACUGUACUAUGCCACGACAAUAACUUUGGCUUGUAUAAUCUAUUGGAGAACUUCCCCCAUUGCAAUUGCUCUUAUAUGCAAUCUGUGUGCUGGAGAUGGUUUAGCAGACAUUAUUGGUAGACGGUUUGGUACUCGGAAAAUUCCGUACAACAGAAACAAAUCCAUAGUUGGUAGUGUUGCAAUGGCAUCUGCUGGUUUUUUAACAUCUAUCGGGUAUAUGCACUAUUUCUCCAGAUUUGGAUUUGUUCAGGAGAGUUGGGGUAUGGUUUUGGGUUUCUUGGUUGUGUCUCUUGCCUCGGCACUGGUAGAAUCACUCCCGAUAAGCACUGACCUUGAUGACAACCUAACAGUUCCACUUACUUCUAUAUUAGUCGGCAGUUUGGUUUUCUGAUUUGGGUAAUCCGUGUAAAUGGUGGCGAAAGAAUCAACUGCAUUUGGCCAACUUGAUUGGGUGUUGUAAUAUGUGUACUAUAGCAUUGUUUCUUAGCUUGACGAUCUGUAACGGAUAAUAACGUACCCAUAAAUGAUGUAACCUUGAUGCUCUCUUGUGAAAAUUCAUGACAAUGCAGGUGACUUAUAAGCGCCGCAUGAAUAAGACAACUGUGUUUCUUCUUGUAA